Molecule: messenger RNA, 1137 nt
Organism: Mesitornis unicolor (brown roatelo)
Lineage: Eukaryota; Metazoa; Chordata; Aves; Mesitornithiformes; Mesitornithidae
Product: tubulin gamma-1 chain
Exons: 9
Biological process (GO): meiotic spindle organization; microtubule nucleation; mitotic spindle organization
Cellular component (GO): cytoplasm; centrosome; microtubule
Molecular function (GO): structural constituent of cytoskeleton; GTP binding
Source: RefSeq, a predicted model, not a curated record
GCAGACGAUGAGCACUACAUCCCGCGAGCUGUGCUGCUGGACCUGGAGCCCCGCGUUAUCCACUCCAUCCUGAACUCCCCCUACGCCAACCUCUACAACCCAGAAAACAUCUACCUGUCUGAGCACGGAGGGGGCGCUGGGAACAACUGGGCCAGCGGCUUCUCACAGGGAGAAAAAAUCCAUGAAGAUAUUUUUGAUAUAAUAGACAGAGAGGCUGAUGGAAGCGACAGUUUGGAAGGGUUUGUGCUCUGCCACUCCAUUGCUGGUGGAACGGGCUCGGGGCUGGGCUCGUACCUCCUGGAGAAGCUCAAUGACAGGUAUCCCAAGAAGCUGGUGGAGACCUACUCGGUUUUCCCAAACCAGGACGAGAUGAGCGACGUUGUGGUGCAGCCGUACAACUCUCUGCUGACGCUGAAGAGGCUGACUCAGAACGCCGACUGCGUGGUGAGCGUCCCGCUGCGUGCCAGACCAGCAGCGCAGCCAGCCCCUGUGCAGCAGCCCGCUCCCAGCCGCUCUGAAGCGCAGCCUUUGCUGGGGCAGGUCUCCACCAUCAUGUCUGCCAGCACCACCACGCUGCGGUACCCCGGGUACAUGAACAACGACCUCAUCGGCCUCAUCGCCUCGCUCAUCCCCACACCGCGGCUGCACUUCCUCAUGACGGGGUACACGCCGCUCACCACCGACCAGUCGGUGGCCAGCGUGAGGAAAACCACGGUCCUGGACGUGAUGAGGAGAUUGCUGCAGCCUAAAAACGUGAUGGUGUCCACAGGCAGAGACAGGCAGACCAACCACUGCUACAUCGCCAUCCUCAACAUCAUCCAGGGAGAGGUGGAUCCUACGCAGGUCCACAAGAGCCUGCAGCGGAUCCGAGAGAGGUCGCCGUACCUGCCGUCUGCUCACCGCGUCAGCGGGCUCAUGAUGGCCAACCACACCAACAUCUCCUCGCUGUUCGAGCGGACAUGCCGGCAGUACGACAAGCUGCGCAAGCGGGAGGCCUUCCUGGAGCAGUUCCGAAAGGAGGACAUCUUCAAGGACAACUUCGACGAGCUGGACAACUCCCGGGAGAUCGUGCAGCAGCUGAUCGACGAGUACCAUGCGGCCACGCGCCCCGACUACAUCUCCUGGGGCACGCAGGAG